This is a messenger RNA of Eublepharis macularius, 1397 nucleotides long. RefSeq names its product T-cell-interacting, activating receptor on myeloid cells protein 1-like. NCBI's taxonomy places the organism in Eukaryota, Metazoa, Chordata, Lepidosauria, Squamata, Eublepharidae. The transcript has 4 exons. Bases 1 to 852 code for a protein of 283 amino acids. The record is from RefSeq and is a predicted model, not a curated record.
AUGGGUUAUGAGGCUGAAUUUAUCAUUUCCAGCGUCAAAACAUCAGAUGCAGGGAUCUACCAGUGUUUAUACUGCUUCAGAGCUGGCUCUGAACCUAUGUGUUCAGAUAAGAGUGAUGAGGCAUACAUCAACAUAACAGAUCCCAGGAUCCUCAAACCGUCCAUCAAGGUGAAACCGAGGCACUUGAAUGCUGUGCACUCAAACGUCACUCUUGAAUGCCAGAGCCGGGGAGAUGAUCUGAAUUUCUUCCUCCGUAAGGCAAAGACCGGAGAAGUAGCACAGGUCAUAGCACCAGCUGCAGCCAAAGCCAACUUUCGUUUCCUUCAGGUGAGGAUGGAGGAUGCUGGAAGCUACAUCUGCCAGUAUCACCACAAAGGCACCCCGUUUGUCUGGUCAGAGCCAAGUGAUCCCGUGGAGCUCAUUCUGAAAGAUCCCAGUUUGGUCCAACCCUCCAUCACAAUGAGACCGAAGGGUCCGCAUAAUGUAGGCAUGAAUGUCACCAUUGAGUGCAAAGGGCCCGAGAUCGGCUUGACUUUCUCCUUGCACAGAUCACAGAACCUCGAAGCACUACAGGUGAUGAAGCCUGAGGGUGACACAGCAGCCUUCUCUCUAAAUGCAGAGAAACUGAAGGAUGCAGGGUAUUAUACUUGCCAGUAUUACCACAGAGGAAAUCGCUUUCUUUCUUCAGAGCCUAGUGAUCCUGUACAAGUUAUUGUGAGUGGCACUUCAUUGCUGGAAGGACAGACAUCACCGGAGAACAUCGCCCGUCUUGCAGUAGCUGGCUUUGUCUUGCUUGCCUUGGGGCUGAUUGUGGCCGAGGCAGUGUGCAGCUGGAGGAGGGGGCAACUUUAAGUCACUCUGGCUGGCCUUGGUCCAUCACCCCAAAUCCUGCCUGCCUUCCAGACAAUGCAAAUGGAGUUUCCAGAAUGAGCUUCUUCUGCCUGAAAGAGCCAGUUCUUCUCUGUUCAUUCAUUCCAGCCCCCACUGUUAUUCCAUGGUAGCAUCAAGGAAUGUUUGGAUGGACAGAAAUGGCCUCCUUCUGUGCAGAUGGGCUACCAAUUCUUGCAGUUCGUCACAUGGAAGGAUCUUGACCAAUCAAAGUUGUCCCAGUUGUUCCUGUUGGCCAAAUUGCCUUCUUCUGAAACCGGAUGUGACCUCUAAUCUCUUCUCGUCCUUCAUCUUGUCGUGCCCUGAAUGUGAGUGUGCCAGACCGGGACUUGCUGGAGCUCCCAUGAGGAACCGAUCCUACACAAAGAUCUUUGGACUAGCUCCCAAAUGUCACCUAUCACCUUGGGUUGUGCUGGUUCUCUCCCAGACACCAUGGUAUCAGAUUGUUAGGGCAUCGAUAUCAAUUUUUUCCCCAGUUUUUUUUAUUAAGCUUUAUAACAUACAACAAA